Molecule: messenger RNA, 2520 nt
Organism: Cornus florida
Lineage: Eukaryota; Viridiplantae; Streptophyta; Magnoliopsida; Cornales; Cornaceae
Exons: 2
Coding region: 1-2520 (839 amino acids)
Biological process (GO): DNA integration
Molecular function (GO): nucleic acid binding
Source: RefSeq, a predicted model, not a curated record
AUGGCUUUUAGAUGUCCUGGGUCAAUUGGUACUUUUGAGUGGAUUAUGAUGCCAUUUGGCCUAAAAAAUGCUGGGGCUACUUAUCAAAGGGCAAUGAAUUCUAUCUUUCAUGAUAUGAUUGGCCGAUUCAUGGAAAUUUAUAGAGAUGAUGUAGUUGUGAAAUCAUCGGCCAAGAGACAGCAUUUGGAACACUUGAAAAGGGCCUUUGAAAGGAUGAGGAUUCACAAAUUGAAAAUGAACCCAUUGAAGUGUGCAUUUGGAGUUUCAGCUGGGAAUUUCUUGGGGUUCUUGGUACACAAACAAGGUAUUGAAGUUGAUCAGAACAAGGUCAAAGCUAUUAUAAAUGCUAGGGCCCCAGCCAACAAAAAACAAGUGCAAUGGUUCCUCGGCCAGGUAGGUUUUCUUAGAAGAUUUAUUUCUAACCAUGCUGGCCAAGUGCAUGUCUUUUCGACUUUAGUUAAAUUAAAGUCACAUGAGAAAUUUCAUUGGGACGAAUCCCAUCAGAAGGCCUUUGACAAAAUAAAAGAGUAUUUGGCAAACCCCCCGGUUGUAAUGCCUCCAAGAAAGAAGUGGCCGUUAAAGCUUUAUUUAUCGGCCGCAGAAGAAUCAAUUGGUAGUAUGCUCGCACAAGACAAUAAACAUGGAAAGGAGCAGGCUGUCUACUACCUGAGUAGAGUACUGACUGAUGUAGAAUGCAGAUAUUCCUCAAUUGAGAAGCUUUGUUUAUCUUUGUACUAUUCGGCCAUGAAGUUGAGAGUAUACAUGCGGCCUGUUGAUGUUUACAUUCUUUGUCAGACUAACGUGAUCAAGUAUAUGCUACCAAGGCCAUUGAUCACUGGCCAAAUAGGUAAGUGGGCUUUGGUUUUGAUGGAAUUCAAUUUUAUCUACGUCCCACAAAAAUCAGUAAAAGGAAGGGUUCUGGCUGAUUUUUUGGCCGAUCAUCCUUCAACUGAUAUUGAUCCAUGGGUUUAUGAUAAAUUGGAGUCAUCAGCUAUAUUCUUAACUCCUUGGAUCUUGAUAUUUGAUGGAUCAAGCAUGGCUGAUGGAGCAAGAGCAGGUAUUGUUAUUAUUUCGCCAGCUGGCAGAAAGGCUUCAUUCUCUUUCUUUUUAGAUUUUAAAUGUUCAAAUAAUCAGGCCGAAUAUGAAGCGCUUAUAAUCGGCCUGGAGAUUUUAAUUGAAAUGGCUUUCUGGCCGAGAGGGCAGAAUAAGGAGGCCAACAGCAUGGCCCAAGCAGCCUCUGGAAUAAGAGUACCAGCCGGAAUAGAAGAUCAGUUGAUAAAGAUAACACGAAGAUCUUUGCCAUCGGCCGAAUUGAGAAAUACUAUGUUGUUUGAUACUUUGACAAUUGAUGUAGAAGAUUUGGCCGACGAUGACUGGAGGAUACCAUUUAUAAUGUUUCUUCGAAAUCCAAACAUCAAGACUGAUAGAAGUAUUAAAAGAAAAGCGAUCAACUUUGUGCUUCUAGAUGGGGAUCUAUACAGAAAAGGGUUAGAAGAUGGGCUCUUACUACAAUGCAUAAGCAAGGAGGAAUCACUUCAGGUUAUGGCCGAGGUACAUGAAGGCAGCUGUGGGGCUCACCAAGCUGGGAUUAAAAUGAGAAGGCUGAUUCGCAGGUAUGGAUAUUAUUGGCCGAGGAUGAGGAAAGAUUGCAUAGAUUACUCAAAAGGUUGUCAAGCUUGUCAAAGACACGAGACGAUUCAAAAUGUACCAGUAAAAGAAUUACAGCCAAUAAUCAAACUUUGGCCAUUCAGAGGUUGGGGCCUUGACCUUAUUGGUAAAAUUAAUCCACCAUCAAGCGAAGGCCAUCACUGGGUGAUUGUUGCCACAGAUUAUUUUACUAAAUGGGUUGAGGCCAAGGCUUGCAAAGCGGUUGAUCAGCAAACAGUGAUUAAUUUCAUGGAACAAAACAUCAUCCACAGAUUUGGGAUUCCAGAAACACUUGUUUCAGACAAUGCAACAGUAUUUAGGGCAACUGAUGUACUACAAUUCGGCCACAACAUGAAUAUUCAUAUGUCAGCCUCUACGCCAUACUAUGCUCAAGCAAAUGGCCAGGCCGAAUCUUCAAACAAAAUUUUAAUAGAGAUCAUUGAAAAAAUGAUCAAAGAUAAGCCAAGAAGGUGGCAUGAGACUUUGUCUGAAGCUUUAUGGGCCUAUAGGAACUCAAAAAGAACAGGCACAGGAGUUACACCAUACAUGUUAACUUAUGGUCAUGAUGUUGUUCUGCCUAUGGAAAUGAAGGUUAAAUCAGCCAGAGUUGUUUUUCAAAAUAAUCUAACUCCAGCUGAUUAUACUCAAGCAAUGUUGGUAGAAUUGGAAGAUUUAGAUGAAGUUAAAAGGGAUGCUUUGGAUCAUAUCAUAGCUCACAAGAAGAAGGUGAUGAGGAUCUACAACAAGAGGGUAAAACCUAAGUCUUUUGCUGAAGAAGAUUUAGUUUGGAGAGUUGUUUUGCCAGUGGGUAAAGUCGAUAGGAAAUAUGGGAAGUGGUCCCAAAAAUGGGACGGGCCAUACUUAGUCCAUUAA